UGACGUUGCGCAGGGCGACAAGGCGGGCAAAGUAAAGAUGGCGGACCAGUUGGGGACCGAGCUGUCAGAGGAGAAAGAAGCCGAAAUUGAGCUGAAGAAAAGGCAAAAAAGAACAUGGGAGGGCUUGCACAAGUCGGGUAAAAUCGGCAUAACCCCGGAACUGCCAGAAACCCUGGGAUUUUACGACAUAAGCGCUGUCAGGAGGGAGCAACGGGAGCUGUCAGCAGAUCCAUCGUUGACGCGCUUCAUUUGCACCGAGCUCACCAGAGGUUACUUCCUGGAGCACAAUGAGGCAAAGUACACUGAACGAAGGGAGAGAGUUUACACAUGCAUGCGUAUUCCCAAGGAACUCGAGAAGCUGAUGAUCUUCGGCUUCUUCCUGUGUGUGGAUGCCUUUCUGUACGUCUUCACCCUACUGCCCCUCAGGGUGCUGCUGGCCCUUCUCCGGCUCUUCACUCUGCCUUGCUGUGGCUUCAGGGCACGCACAUGCCCCUACUGCAGAAGAAGCAGGUACGCUCCCACAAGGGCAUUAAGGAUUCAUAAACAUUAUCACUGUCCCCGACAUCCAUUCAUGGGUUUUUCAUGUCCGUCAUGUUUGUUAAUAUAUAGCUUGCCACCGCAAAUCAUGUCCCAGUCUCCAAGGCAAAGCUUCCAUGUUGACAUCCUGGAUGCUCUGUACUGGACAGCCACAGAACCCAAAGAACGGAAAAGAGAUAAUAUUGGAGUCAUCCCUCACUUUUUCAUGGCCGUCUUUUAUUAGUUUGUGGAAAUCAAAGGAAGUGUGUUCAAGAAAUUUGAGAAGAACAAUUUAUUCCAAAUGUCCAACAGUGAUAUCAAAGAACGGUUCACCAGCUAUGUCCUUCUACUCAUCGUUUGUCUCAGAAAUAUGGAGCAGUUCUCCUGGAACCCCGAUCACCUGUGGGUGUUGUUCCCUGACGUUUUUAUGGUUGUCACCUCUGAAGUUGCAGUUGAUGUCAUCAAACAUGCCUUUAUCACAAAAUUCAAUGACAUCACUGCAGAUGUGUACAGUGAAUAUAGAGCCAGUUUGGCUUUUGAUCUCGUCAGCAGUCGGCAGAAGAAUGCUUGUACUGACUACAGUGACUCAGUGGCCCGGAGGAUGGGCUUCAUCCCCCUGCCAUUGGCUGUUCUGCUCAUCAGAGUGGUGAUGAGUUCAGUGAGGUUGCAGGGAGCACUAUCAUACACCUGUGUACUGCUCUUUUAUCUUGGACUGGUAACACUGAAAGUGUUGAACAGUAUUGUACUCCUGGGGAAAUCAUGUGUCUAUGUCAAGAGAGCCAAAAUGGAGGACAAACUGUUUGAGAGGCCCUCGACUGCACCAUCCUCCUCUGCCAAGAGCCCUAGCAAAGCUGACCCAGCCAGGUGCCGCACACCUUCAGGUGAAUCUAAGGUGGUGCAGAUCCCUGCCACUCCCUGCAGCCCAACAUCCUCUUCCAUCUCGUCUGUGACCACUCAGCCUAUCCCUAGGACUGAUUUGUUUCCUCCACCAUUUACCUAUCCCUCACCUGCUAAACCAGCUAGCCGUCCACCUAGUCCACCUUCUGAUGCUGAUGCUGAACAACUUCCAUCCAUGCUCUUAAAGGAAGAUGACGAGGAUGAGGAAGAGGAGGAGGAGGCACAGCUGCCCUCUGAAACAAAGCACAAGACCUCCAAAAAAGACCUCCUUGAGAUUGACCGAUUCACAAUCUGUGGAAACCGCAUUGACUGAUCAGCCUCCAAGCAGCCACUGAUGUAGCGACUAACCACUCAGGAAAGACGGAGACCAAUGGCCUCCCAGCCUGGCUCUCCUGGCCAACAGCAGCAGAACGCUGAGUACUUAUAAAAUCAGUGACAUUACAGUAAAUUAUUGUUAAAAAAAAGAAAAAGUCAGACAAUCCUGCUGCUGUUGAAAGCUGAAGUCGAGAAGUUUCACAGGGAAAACUUCACCUGGCUGAUAAAACAGAAGAGGACAGAAAGUGAGUGUUGCAGCCGAGUUGUCAGGAUGAACUGGCAUAUGUCAGAGCGUGUGUGUGUGUGUGUGUGUGUGUGUGUGUGUGUGUGUGCACGCGCGCGAUUUAGGAUCAGGGUUGGGGUGCGAGAGUGUGUGCGAGUGAGCAUAUGUGUAAGUGUGAAGGCACUCUAGCACUUCCUGUAUGAGCAGCAGUGGGACCAGAAGGAGAGAAGUUUCUCAGUUCGCUCAGCAGCCAGAAAAAACUUCCAAACUCUGACAUCAAAAGUGACACUUGAAUGAUGAGAAUUUGCUUUUUUCCACCAGAAAACAAGUGUUGGGGUUUAUUUUAAGUACUAAACAUUCAACAUAUGAAAUUUUGCAAGAAAACAAAAACAGAGGUUAUUUAAAACAUCUGAGCUAAGAAAUGUAGCUCUGUUAUUAUAUGGCAGUUUGCAACCCAAGGAUCGCAAAAUUCUCAUCUCUUUUUUACAUUGUGGUUGUCUAGAAAAUAUUCAGAUGAACUUAAAAAGCAGAGCAGAAAAAACUGGAGUCAAAACUGAAUAAUGAAGGGUUUUUACUCAGACAUUGUUUUGAUUUAAGAGACUGAAACUGACAUGACUGAAAGGUUAGGAAACAUGGCUCUGAACGGUUACACACUGUCAAUAUUAGAGAUCUGUUGAUUAAAGUCCGUACCUCAGUGAAGCUGGUUCAAAUUUUUCAAUCCAGUAUGAAUUACAGGUGUUGCAAACACAGCUAAAAACAGUGAUUAUUUUUUAGAUUAAAAAACAUUCAUUUACACAGCCAUUAGGUAAAGACAUUUGCAGCCAUCCUGCGCCUUCGCCAUCUCAACAGCCUUUCAUUAAACGACCCAGUCAGCGUACAGUAUUAGCCAAAGCAGUUAAUGACUGCUGACUCUAAAUCUGCUGCAUCUACCACCCACUUACAUAGCCAGUCAUAGAGCAGAAGUCCUUUUAAAAUUAUGGAAAAAGUGCAUUUGUAUGUCAUAGCCCAUUAUAAUCUUGAUUUUCCAAUCACUUAGUUUAAGACAGUUUACACGCAGCUAUCUGUUAAAUGGACAUAAUCAAUGGGAAGAGUUCUCUUUUGGUGGGGUGCCUCAAAUUGGAGCAUAAUUUUUUGAUGAAUGGUAUUUAAUCUUUAGUUACUUUUGAAUGCACUGAUGGGCCGUAUUGCCUUUAAAUACGGUCAUGUUUCUCAUUCGACUCUAGUGAUGCUCUAAUGUUUACAUCUUAGGAUAAUAGAAGCAAUAUUUACACAACAAAAUGCCUUUUUUGUGUGUGUGUUUUAAGAUUUUUAUUUUUUUUGACUGACCUUGCAGAGUUGU
Pundamilia nyererei is the source of this 3290-nucleotide messenger RNA. RefSeq names its product transmembrane anterior posterior transformation 1a (gene tapt1a). The transcript is spliced from 13 exons. Gene Ontology annotation, cellular component: endoplasmic reticulum membrane; ciliary basal body. Lineage: Eukaryota; Metazoa; Chordata; Actinopteri; Cichliformes; Cichlidae. Gene Ontology annotation, biological process: positive regulation of cilium assembly. The record is from RefSeq and is a predicted model, not a curated record.